Molecule: messenger RNA, 13433 nt
Organism: Columba livia (rock pigeon)
Lineage: Eukaryota; Metazoa; Chordata; Aves; Columbiformes; Columbidae
Gene: SNX29
Product: sorting nexin 29
Exons: 21
Coding region: 208-2661 (817 amino acids)
Molecular function (GO): phosphatidylinositol binding
Source: RefSeq, a predicted model, not a curated record
CCCGUGAGCGGAGCCGCGGGCCGGGCCGGGCCGGGCCGGGUCUGGUCUCCGCCGCACCGCGGGGCCGCCGCGCCGGGCCGUGUUUACCUUCCGGGGCGCCGGGGCGGGGUUCCGGGGCGGAGUGUGUGCGCCGGCCGGCCCAGCUUUGGGCUGUGCGGGAGGAGGGCGCGGGCCCGGCGGACGGAGGGCGCGGGCCCCGCGGCCACCAUGAGUGGUUCACAGAACAAUGACACUAAAAGACAGUUUCUUCUAGAACGGCUACUGGAUGCAGUUAAACAGUGUCAAAUACGCUUUGGAGGAAGGAAAGAAAUUGCUUCAGACUCUGAUAGCAGAGUCACUUGUUUGUGCGCUCAGUUUGAAGCUGUGCUGCAGCACGGUCUGAGGAGAAGCCGGGGAUUGGCGUUAACUGCGGCAGCCAUCAAACAGGCAGCGGGUUUCUCCAGCAAAACCGAAACAGAGCCAGCGUUCUGGUACUAUGUGAAAGAAGUUCUGAACAAACACGAACUGCAGCGCUUCUACUCUCUGAAGACAAUUACUACAGAUAUUGGUAGAGGCCGAGCUUGGUUGCGCUGUGCAUUAAAUGAGCAUUCCCUGGAAAGAUACAUUCAUAUGCUGCUUGCAGAUAAGAAUCGACUCAGUGUCUUCUAUGAAGACUGGUCUUUCAUGAUGGAUGAAGAACGUUCUAGUAUGAUCCCUACGAUGGCAGCUGGUCUGAACUCCAUUCUUUUUGCAAUCAACAUAGAUAAUAAAGAUUUAAAUGGGCAGAGCAAAUGCACACCCACCGUGUCUGAUUUGUUAAAGGAAUCGACACAAAACGUCACCUCAUUAUUGAAAGAAUCCACUCAGGGCGUCAGCAGCCUUCUCCGAGAGAUAACUGCAUCGUCUGCCGUCUCCAUCCUGAUCAAACCCGAUCCAGACACUGACCCUCUUCCUGUUCUCUCGAAGACCGUCAGUGCUGAUUUGAAAUAUAAAAAAGAUCGAAAAAAGAAGAAGAGAGUGACAAACAUUAUCUCAUUUGAUGAAGAGGAAGAUGAGCAAAAUUUGGGGGAUGCCACAAAGACGUUGACUACCGGAGAAAGUUCAGAGGAGAGUGUAGACAGAGCUUCGGGUUUCGCGUUGCCCUCGUCCGAAAGCACUGCUGGAAGAAAUUGGAACGGGAAUGGAAGUGACCAUUCGUGGAGGAGCAAUUCAGUGUUCGUGAACGGGGAGUACGAAUACCAGAAACUAGAUGUGAAGAGCAUCGAUGAUGAAGAUGCAGAUGAGGAUGACCUGUAUGGAAAAGUGUUAGGAAAUAAAGACACAGAAGGUGAAACUGAAUCUUCUGAAAAGCCUCAUGAAGUAGGCUCAUGCGAUUCUCAGAUAUGCAGUUGGACUCCGCUGCAGGUCCUGAAUGAUGACUCGGAUGUUCUGUUUCCUGUUAGUGCUGUUGGCUCUUACUCCCAAACAGGUAACUUGGAGAAUGGAGAGGGGCAUGAAAAUGUUCACACGGUAGAACUGGUUCCAAGAAGAUCUGAUCUUCCUUACAGAGUGGAAGUCAGCCAUCCAGCUCCAGUGAAUACUUUAAGCAACGUGUUGCCUUCAGCUACUGUGCCAGAAUCCAUGACAGUUAAUGAACUUCGUCAAGCUAUUGUGGCCAUGAUGAAUAGAAAGGAUGAACUGGAAGAACAGAAUAGGUCUCUGAGGAACCUGCUGGAUGACGAGAUGGAGCAUUCGGCAGCGCUGCGGCAGGAGAUGGACAACUGGAGACGGAAAGCGGCGGAACAGGAGGAGCGACACGCCAGCAAGGUGCAGGCCCUGGCCAGAGAAAAUGAGGUGCUGAAAGUGCAACUGAAGAAGUAUGUAGGAGCUGUCCAGAUGCUCAGAAGAGAAGGUCAGACAGGGGAAGUUCUGCCGAACGUUUGGAGCACUGAUGGUGAAUUUACUAUUCCAGAGCAAAAGCCAGUAGAAAACAAUGAGGAACUCGCCAGCUCUUACGAAAGAAAACUGAUUGAGGUGGCUGAGAUGCACGGGGAGCUGAUCGAAUUCAAUGAGAGGCUGCACCGUGCUCUGAUGGCCAAAGAAGCUCUGGUGUCCCAGAUGAGACAAGAACUGAUUGAUUUGAGAGGGCCGGUCCCUGGAGAUUUGAGUCAAACAUCUGAAGACCAGAGUUUGUCAGAUUUUGAAAUAUCGAAUCGUGCUCUUAUUAAUGUUUGGAUUCCCUCAGUCUUCCUGCGUGGAAAAGCUGCCAAUGCAUUCCAUGUUUAUCAGGUUUAUAUUAGGAUAAAGGAUGAUGAAUGGAACGUCUACCGAAGAUACGCAGAGUUCAGAAGCUUGCAUCGUAAACUACAGAAUAAGUACCAGCAAGUGAGGACUUUCAACUUUCCACCAAAAAAGGCCAUUGGAAACAAGGAUGCAAAGUUUGUAGAAGAGCGACGCAAGCAGCUACAAAAUUACCUAAGGAAUGUAAUGAACAAAGUUAUUCAAACUGUGCCAGAAUUCACAGCCAACCCCAAAAAGGAGACUCUUAUUCAGCUGAUGCCCUUUUUUGUUGCUGUGAAGCAUCUCCUGAAUGCCGAGGCUGAGCCGAGGGUCAGUGAGAUCAUCGCGUCCCAGGAACGGGCGACUAGAAGCCGAGCUGUUGAACUGAACUUUUACAGACUGUUUCAAGUUCUUUUUAUUUAACUUUUGUCUGCCUCCAAUGAAGAAGAUACUUUUGUAUCUAACUAAAAAUUAAGAUUUCCAAAAUGCUGCCGUGCAUAUUUUAGGCAUCUGAGAAAUCUUUCAGCAUAAUUUAGGAUUUCUAGAUGUAAAAUUCCACUUUUUUUUCUUUUUGUUAGUAGUAGAAACUUAGAAAAUGGUAAGUAAAUGUCUUCCGUCUUCUGUAACUUAGUCAUCCGCAUAGUGCCAUGAGGAUGGAGCCAGGCUCUUCUCGGUGGCAAACAAUGACAGGACAAGGGGCAAUGGGUGCAAACUGGAACACAGGAGGUUCCGCUUAAAUUUGAGAAGAAACUUGUUCCCAGUGAGGGUGUCAGAGCCUGGCCCAGGCUGCCCAGGGGGGUUGUGGAGUCUCCUUCUGUGCAGACAUUCCAACCCGCCUGGACACCUUCCUGUGUAACCUCAUCUGGGUGUUCCUGCUCCAUGGGGGGAUUGCACUGGAUGAGCUUUCCAGGGCCCUUCCAAUCCCAAACAUACUGUGAUACUGUGAUACUUUAAAAUCAAGUUUUGCUCAUGUAAGCAUUCAGUAGAUUCUAAGGUAAUUUAUAUGUUGAUGUUUUUUCGUGCAGCAGUAUAUAUACACUACUUAUCCUGAACCUUAGAACCUGUAUUUCCUCAGUAAGAAACAUUUUCCUUGUAUUGUUCUAAAACUCUGUUGUUUCUGUUUAUUGGUAUCAAUAUACUCUAAGCUGAUACAUAAAAUCACAAAAUGUGCAUGUGUGGGGCAUAUGUGCAUCCUUACCAAAUUCCAUCUGAGUGGCAAUUCUAAUACUGUUUCAAAUACAGCCGUGUACGGGGCUGCUGUGCUGUUUCUCUCGGCCCGAGGAGCGAACUCGAUGGCAGAACGAGGGAUCGGAGCCCUGGCCCAGCGCUGCCGUGUCUGCUCCGGCUCUGUUAGUCCUGGCUUUGCUGCUCUGGGCUCGGGCUCAGCUCAGCCAGGGUGGGGGCAGCUCAGGGCUCGCCUCUCUCUGGAAUGACGGUCGGAGUGCUGAGCCGUGAGCUCUGCGGCGGGGUCCUACACUGACAUGUUUUGGUUCUCAUCCCAAGUGAUAAUCAAGAGUUGCACAGUGUAGCUGUGAAGAUGGUCCAGCGCAAAGCAGCGUGCUAAGGGAGCUUUCCAUGGGCCUCCUGGGCUGCGGCCGAGCGAGGACAUGGCACGUUUUUACAUUUGAAGGAGACUGACAUCUCUGCAGGAUCCACAACAACUUGUAAGCACAGGGAAUGUGUUUCUACGUGACUGGGUAAGAGAUCUUACAGGGCAUUUCCUUUCGUCCUUCCCUUCCUUCAAAUAACAGGAAUUAUCAAAGAAGCUUCAGGGGUUUUUUUCUGUUAAUAAACAAGUAGACAUGAUUUAUAAAGGAAGCUCAGUCUAAUAACUCUUGUUUGCAAUUUCCAGUUAUUUCUUUUUACAUUGAAAACCGGUUUCUGGCACGAAUACUCGAGUAGGUUUCUUUUAAAGGAAUUGCUCCAAUAAUAUACCUAAUUUAAUGAAAAAGGGGUUUAUUUUCCAAGCGUUUCCCUAAAUUCUCUGGUAAGUGAGAAGCCUGGACACCGUUCCUGGUUGUGCUCCGGGUCCGUAGCAGAGCUGACCUUCCAGAGCAGCCCCAGCCCGUCGCUGCAGCGCGCCGAGAUGCUGUUGUCCCUCCUGCCUGAUGGUGUCAGCCUCCCGGCGUGCGGGAGCUCUCACGCCUCAGACUCCCCAAGAUGUGUGUUUCUGUCCCUUUUCAGUCAAAGUCCUACCUAUUAAUAUAAUGUUCUACAAUGGAAACAGAGUUUUCAAUAUAAAAGGCCCACAAACAUACAGAAUAUUAUUCUAAUACGUUUUUUCUUUAGCAUCCAAGUCAUCAGUGUGCACCAGACUGGCCAAAAAAUGGAAGUGAAUGUUUUUAUUUGAUAUGAAGAUGAUUUUUUUCUCAGUGUAAUUUUAAAAAGUGUUCAGCAGGUGAGAUACACUACAUUGUCUCUAUCACAGUGAUAGUUACUAGGAUGAAUACAUAAUGGUAAGUGUGGAUGAUAAGAGCAAUUUGUGGCAUUGCUGUUCAAGACUGUUUCAGGAGCCUCAUUGCUUCAUGUGUCACAUCUACAGCCCACAGAUACCUCUGACAUAUCUGAAUAAUGAUCUUUUCACAAGAUUUGCCCUUCUUGAGCCAUUUUCCUGCCCACUAAUUUACCUCCUGGGCAGUACAGUCUGAUAUCAGACUUCAUGGCAAUUACAAACCUGAAUUAAUUACCCUUGUUUGCCGUGGCAAUAAUACUGUUAAGGAAUACAAGUUAAUACAAGUUAAACAAGAUCACGCUUGCCCAAAUCUACACAAAUUCCCUGUAAUGAAAUUGGGUUUUCAAAGCUUAAGUUUUGGCCUACUAAGUCCUGCAAAGCAGUUUGCAGUAUUUAUUCCUCAUCUGCACUUAAACUAGCUGAUCUGUAAUUGCUUGUUAAGUUUCGCUUUAUUGAGAUGGACAGUCAAAUGUCAGCGGCUGUAGCUGAGGUUGUGUAACAGCCAGUUCAGGAGAACUACAGGUAGGGGAAGGGAACCAUCUGCAGGUCUCUUACAGAACACAAAUGCACCACGGGCAAGCGUUCUGGAAACGAUUCAUCUGAACAUGUUUUUGAGCUGCCAUGGGGUCGGUCAGAGCGAUCUGUGCGGUGCGGGUGGGCACGAGAGCGCUGGGAUCCGUCGUUCCCGCCCGUGAUCCCGGUUGCACCGGCUGUCCCUGCGCUGUGCAGACACGGCCCGAGCGCCCCGAGGCCUCCGCGCGGCUUUGGGAGCAGCAGAGCUGGAACAGCCCAGGACAGUUCCAGGAGGAAAGUUUUCCAAGUUACAUUCUCCAGACAGCCCAAAGCAGAUACCAGGCGGUGGAGCACGAGGGCUUUGAGGAGACAGACUGCACUGUCUUUAUGGACAAGGUCUCAUAGCCCAAAUAACUUUUAAUGGUUCUUUUUUUGGAUUUUUUUAGUCAGGAUUUGAAAUGUCCAACUGCAUGGGGAUGUAUUUAUUUAAAUAUAUGCUCACUGAACGAAUAGAAAUGGAAAAAAAAUCUCUUUGUAAUAUAUUUAAAUUGUAUUUCUAAUAAAUUUGGAAGUUGCAUAUUGUGCAACUGUGGCAUGUCGAGGGGUUUUUGAAGCCGUGCUAGUCUAUCAAAGGGUGAGGUUAUCCUCGCUUUCUUUGAUGUGAUCAGAGGAACGUCAGGGCUUCUUACUUCAGCCAGGCUGCAUGGUAGAAUAUGUCACUUAAAACUACAGUAGCCUGGCCUGGGGGACAUCACCUGGACAAAACUUGGUCUGGAGAUCCAUGAGAAGUUCAUAUCUCUAGUUAGAGAAAUAUUAUACAGAGUUGUGAAACGGAUAGACACAGUCUGUAACAGAUAACUCCAGGGACAAACAACAGUGGCUUAAAUUGAGAGUGUGUGUCCAAGAGAAAGUCUGUGACUUGCCAUUUCCAGCUUGAAUUCUGUUACAAGGGCAGCUUGAUUAAGAUGUUUGCCAGCAACGCAGACCAUCUGAAACAUCACUUUUAUUCCAAGGCUUCCUACAAUGUGGAAGACGGGCAGAAACGGCGGAGCAGUGCGUGAACACUUGCUGUCCAAGGCAGCUCUGCCGCCGAGCAGGACCGCGCGGGGUCGCGCUCUAGGAGCCGGGGCUGGGGGCACGAGCUCCCGGGCCGUUGUGUCGCCCCUGGCCAGGCCCCUGUGCAGAGCUGAUCACUGGAGGUGGAGGGAAGGGCCCUUUUCACAUUGGUGGCUUAUCUGUGACAUUUGCAAACGUUUCUGGCGCAGGACGGCGUCUGGCAGCAGUUUUGGCGCGGUGUGUUUGUGUGAUGCGCUGUGGGGAGUGCGGGCUGAGCUCCCCCCGCAGAUGCCCCGACAUGUCUGCGCCUCGGUCCCGUUGCCAUUAAGGAAUCUGAUAGGGAGGAAAAAAAGAGACGAGGAGAACAAGUAUUGAAAAUACAUUGUUCUUCAAAUCAGUGUGUAAAUAUGCUCCUAUGUGUAAAUUUUACAUAAUUACUGGCGGGUUUUAAAAAAAGUAAUUUGCUAAUGAAGCAACACGACUUUAAACUUUUUCUCUUCAUGUAAUGGUUAGAUUUGGAGUAUUGCAAGAAAAAAUAUUCUGUAACGCUUAUUUCAUUGAGAAUAAACCCAAAGAUUAAGUUUAAUUACUUUUCCACAGUAGCGAAAGAGGCUUUGCCAAGAGAUGGAUAUAGCAGCUUUAUUUCUUUCUCUUAGCGUAUGAAACAGUAAGGAAUGCUCAUGAAAACGUGGUUAGAAAAAUCUGUUUAUACAUCUUAUAUUGCAGUCUUCCAGUGCUUAUUCAUAGUCCUUUCUGCGCGGCACUGGCAGUAAUAGAUAAAUGGAGCCAUCCAUUCAAAUACAUGAAGCAAAUCAUCUUCAUAAGGGAGGUGGCUUUGUGCUCGUGCGUGUACUUGGCUUUAAUCCAGACCAUAACAAGUUUGUUUAUGCCAAACUGCUCAGUUUUUCAAAAGGAGGUGGGUUAUUUCUUUUCCUCAUUUGAACUUGUAUUGAAAAAUAUUUCCGCAACCAUCAGUUUCCCAUGUGAAAACAGCGUGAAUUAGCUACAGGCCAUCACUGAAGCUCAAAACAUCCUACAGAAGCUUUUUGUUCCUUGGUUUUGUUCAUCUGCCAGCUAUAAACAUAGCCCAUUCAGUCCUGUUGUAUUUCAGAUGCUAUUUUUGUGGUGUCGUUUCAGUAUAUUGGGCACUUCUGUUGUGACAGCAGAAUCCGUGAACAGUUAACUGAAGGAUUCUAGAAAAACUUGGUGUAAUUAUGGGCACUCAUCUAUUAAUAACAAAAAUUAAUGGCAUGCACACAUCCUUCCCUGCAGUACCACUUCACGUCAUUAACAAAUGAGUAAAGAAACUGACUGUUGCUAGUGCUUUAGGAAUAUUCUUUAGAGCGCUCCAGAGGUCUCCAAGUACAUUCUCUGUAGGUACAAAUGAGGCCAGAUGUCAGUUCAGAAGCGCAAAAUGGCCUAAACUGUUGAAGUCUGUGCAGAAAUAAGCGGCUCGGUGGCGCUGGCACAGCCGCCGUCCCCACGCGUGUGGCAGCGGCCGACCCUGACAGCAGCCCGAGUUCUUCGUGGAUUUACGGCGCGGCUGUGGGUGCAGCGGAACGCGAGGCUGCUCUCGCCCGGGGUGGUGUCAGGAGAGCCGCAGGUUCCCUGGUGCAGAUCUCCGUCGGUUUACCGCGCUGCAACAGCCGCGUUUCAGACAGCGGCGGCCGGCAGGAUUGGUGCGGGGAUGGCUGGUGUCACUGCCUGCCAGAGCAGGAGAGAGCCGUUUUAAUUCAGUCUUCACCUGUAAAUUACACAGGCCCCUGCAGUUUGAUUAUACCUACUGCAGCGUGAAGGUUUAUUUUUAGAUUAAGUGUAACACAAUUACACUUAAGAGUUUAGCAAAAUACGUGAUAUGUACUAAGAAGAACCACUGAUAUGUGGGUCUGCAGAGAUUGCUCUUCCCUGUAGCAAAUGUUAGAAAUCUGUGCCUUGUAAACAGUUUGCAUAAAACUGCUUAAUUUCACAACUGCAAAAUGAGCCAAAGAGCCUGUUUCUUGCUAUUCCAUCACUAUUUUAAUUCUGAAAGCUGUUUUCUGAAAUUUUAUUCUAACCUUUAAGAACUCAUAAAUUGAUUCUUUAUAAGAGAGUUCAUUUGUUAGUCUUAAUGCAGUUUCUGGCUAAAUCAUAAUAAAUAUACAGAACAGCUCUGAAUGUCCGGCUCCUUUAAAAAUCUUUCAGCAGAAGACUCCUGUGCGUUAAAGGGAUAAAUCCCAAAGCGCUGGCUGUUGAGAAUAGUGAGGGAUGGCCAAGGGGAAGUAAGAUGGGGCUGGUUUGCAUUGCCAGGCAGACUGAAUAUUUUAUCAUAUUUUUACUGUUAGUGCUACAGCUGAGUGAAAUGCAUCUAAAUCCUGAAGACUCCGACAAAAUGCAUUGCCCGGCUUUUCCUAAGCUCUAUGCAUAAGGGUGAAAACGCGCCGUGUCUGACUGCAGAGCGUUGUCCCUGCAGUCAGGCUGCCGUGGAUCGCAUCCGGAGCUGCAGGGCGCAGGGUCCCGGCGCUGCGGCAGCGCAGGAGGAGCUGCCGGCACCCGCUGGACGUCGUGUCUUCUGAGACUUCUCUCCUGCUGCCUGCCCUAACAAAGAUAAAACUCUGCAUCAUCGGAUUGCCUUCUGGCGCUGUAUACGUUCAUGUGGAAUACUGACCUCUCCAUACAGAUGCUCCAUUGAUUUGUUCCUAAAGCAGGGGAAGUGAUACUGCAGCACCUUUUUUAGUUACUGUUUAGUUCAGAAGUCAUUUAAGGACAUAAAAUGUCCUGUUCUCAAGGCUGGCACCAAAAUCUUCAUGUGGCCAAAAGCCACAACACUCAAGAGAGGAGGAACGUCCUAAGGGGUCUGUGGGUAGAAGUGGAAAGUGCCUUUGUUGUGGCCCCGCAGUUCCCGGGCGGGUGAGGCUGAGCCGGGCCCAGGAGCGGAACCAGUGUGGCAGCUCCCGAGUGCCGGGCGUGAUCCCAGCGCGGGGCCGCGGCACCAGCACCUCCCGCCGCUCGCCGCCGGCCUCGCCAGAGUUCCCGAAUAUUCCGGCAAGGAGCAAGCUUGUUGCAAAUUUUAUUUAUUUUUAUUUUGAACUCAUUGACAUAGUUGCAUCUGUAUUUCAGAGGGACUGAGAUGAUAUAUUAUACUUUUUAAAGAUUCUGAUUCUGAUGAUACCUGGAGAACUGACCCCAAACUUCAGGAGCUCAUGGCCAGCCAGGUGCUGAACACUUAACUCCCCCUGGAGUUCCAUCUCUCUUCCUGUUAGCAUGAUUUCGAGUCCUAAUUGAAGAAAGGAUGAGGCUAUAUUUAUCAUUGCUUGGUUAUUUUCUUACAAUGAAAAUAAUUCAUGUCUGACUAAACAGAAAAUGGGAUUCUUUUGCCAAUUACCGUGUUUCUUUCUGCUGGCGGCCUGAUGCUUGUGUAGCUCGUGCCCAGCCCGUCAGCUCUGGCGCGGCCCUGGGGGCUCCCGCAGUCAAUGUCACCCCCUCCUUGGUUGGCUUCCCUGUCGGUGCUGGGUUGGAUGUAAACAUUAGUCCUCAGCUUCGCUACCAAGAACAAAGUCAGCGUUUCCCUUGUUAUUCUGUUGACAGUAUUCAGUUCCGUACUUUAUUUACAUAUUUCCCCAGCUUGAUUACUUUUGUUUAUUUAGAGAGCGCGGGUUUAACUCCACUCUGCCAAGCCUCGGCUCACUGCGAUGGUGUUUGCAGGUGCAGGUACAUUAUUUUCUAUGUGCUAUCCAACUCUGUCUGUUUGUUUGCUGGUUUUUUUUUAAGCUUAGGGAAACUAAAAAACAUAGGCUAAAAUUAAGAACAAUCUAAAAGCUCCCAAAGGUCGAGAGUAAGACCUGUAUUUGUGAGUGUUUAGGUCAUGGAUCACUGUUAGUAUCAGGCUAAUGGUUGGAGUGCAGGAAGGUGCCCUUCAUACUUAAAAAAUAAAAACAAAAAGCAGAAGGAGUGAUUGCUGUAAAGCACUGUUCUUCACUUUUAUGACUGCUAACAUGUUUUCCAGCAGUGAGUUAUGAUUCUGUAGGAUUCUAGGAGCAGUUAAGUUUGUCCAUUUUUCACGUUUAUAGCCAUUAUUGGUAACAUGACAUCCGUUCAAACCCGGAUCUGUCCCUGAGCACGGUCGCGUCAGCUCUCUCCUGCCUCGUUGCGUAUGUUAAUACGGUGCUGUAAUCUUCAUGAGAAAUGAAGAUACUUGAGAGAAGCAGCUGAUACCUCUUAACUUGAUGGAGCAAUUAAAACUCAAGCACUAGCUUGGAAGAUCAAAACAACAUGUUUUGAUCACAACUCUUCUUUAUAAUUCCAUUUGCUUUUAUGGUAAUUUUAAAAGAAGGGGGUUGUUCUUAAAAAUAACACUGGUAAUUGCUUGUGCAGGUUGUUCUUUAUGAUGGGCACUUGCAAAGCUCCAAGCAAUGCCAGCCAAAUUGCAUUAUUCCAUGGACACUAUUGGAACGGUGUUGGAAAGUGUCAGUGCUGCUGCUUGGGUGGAAAUGUCCUUGUGGGGCUGACCUGGAAGCAGAGAGCGGCGGGAGCAGGAGGGGAUGGAGCCCUGGGCAGGGAGCAGCGGCUGUGCCGGGCGGGCACCGCUGGGGACAGACACACAGACGGCGCUUUGCUCCCCGGGCAAACGGGACCGAGGUGCCGAUCGCCAGAGCAGGAGAUGAAACGGCUGCGGCGCCCGUGAGGCCGAGUUACCCGGGCUGAAGGUUACAAGGGAGCCGUGGUGAAGUAAGGCAGGAGUGCACAGCGAGUUCCAGUUGAAAUUUCUCUAAGUAUGCUAGUGAGCUCACUAUCAGGUAAAUGAUAGGGAUGAGCUGGCAGGAAGAAAUGCUUUCAGCUUUCAGAUUUUUCUCUGUGAUACUGGCAAAAUUAGGCAAAUCAGAGGAGAUGGUGAAUCCUUUUUUUUCCACUGCUUGGCAUGGAAGGUGGUUGACUUUUUGAGCUUUUUGUUGUGUGUAAACUAGAGGUGGGUAGCUCAUGAGUGUCAAUACAAACCUCCUUUCACUGGCUUCUCACAUGCUGGUGUCUGAGAACACAGUCUGCAAACUCUGUUGUUGCUUCCAAUGCAAAUCACAUCAGUUGCGGGCUGUUCAAAAGCUGAUUUGGUAAUAGAAGUCGUCUCCAUUCCGUGUCAUUCUUGCGUCAAACAGGCGGUGAGGCUGGAGGAGGCAGCUCCUGGCCCGUCCCUGUCACACGGGAAUCGCUGCUUGCAAACCGGAGCUUUACUGCUUUUAUUUUCACAUAUAUGAUACAUUGUGAAUCCUGGUGCACAUCUUCUGGUUUUAGUUACCUCAAUAUUUUCAAGAAAAAGGCAUCCUAGAUCUAUCUCUGCUUUCCUUAAAGAUGAUAAUGACAGUACUAGCAGGAAAACAUAAAUCCAGGUAUUGACUGAACACUGUUCUUCUGAAAGCAAAUCCUGUGUUUUGUUACUGUAUCAGCAUCCUCGGAACAUGUUCUGCUUCUGAACCAUUUGUUCAUUAAAUCACCUUUCGGUAGGUUGUUCUGCUUACACAAAGUCAGCCAGCCCGCAACAGAGCAGAACCUUGGCAGUUUUGGGAUGGAAAUGGAUCCAAUAGCCAAACUUACUGUCCUUCAACUAAUCACUGAAAUUAUAUCAAUUGUAAAUAAACAGUGUAUUGGGGUGAACUUUCUCUGACAGGUGUGUUCAGGGGUUUCUGGCUGUCUGGUUAGUUGGACAGGGAUCGCCAGCCCCAGCACCAGGUGGUGCAUUGUGUUAUUCUGGCUGGGGCACCACAAAAAACAGAAGGUGUUCCAGGGUGUAGAUGUCACGUUGCAUUGGAAAGCCAAGGAAUGAGACUCAGACAUAAAUUAAUGAAAGGUCGUUUUAGAAAGUUCUGAGCAUUUCCUGAAUGAGAGUGUAUUUAAUCCAAAAUAAUCAUAGGUAUUAUUCAUUUUACAGGAUAUAACGAUUGGAUAUUAAACAGUUACUGUACAGUAACCAUCUUGUUAUGCCAACUUGAAAGUAAAGUUGGUGGAAGAAAAGAAGGAUCUGAUAAUCAGAAUUACGUACAGUGUCAUGGUUUACAGAAAAAAUCAAGUAUCAAUGUAGAUGAUACUUAUGGACAUGCUGGUAUGGAAACAGAUUUGUAGCACGCGAAUGUUCAAGUUAGGAUCAUUCAAAUGAUAACAAAUGGAAGCAUGUUUAUGUGUUUGUAAUUAUUUCACUGCAAGGAGAGACUGAAUAAGUCGUUCUGAACCCUGUGCUGUGCUGUAGAAGUGUGUAUGUGGAAGCAGAAUUAAUCAAAUUAAUCAAACAGUUGGCUAAAAUAUUAGAGUUAAUGCUUUUCAUUUGGUCAGUUCAGAUCUAAUCUCGAUAGGAAGUGAUUAUCCAGUUGUUAACCUGGCAGCUUUGCUGUAAUAAUGCCUUCAGGACUGGCGGUGUCCAAGGGUACUACAGGGGGAUUAUCCCACCCAGAUCUUUCUGUCUCUUCUGUUAAUAGCUGACUAUUUAAACAGCUCUACUCAGCCAUUUGAAUUAAUAGAUGGAGAUCACUGUUUCUCAUUAAUAAUCAUAUUUUAUUUCUACAAAAUUGGGAGUGAUGGCAGGAAUGUGCCUCCAAUUAUUUUCACACUUCAGCAACUGGAAACAAGGAUUUUACCCAGAUCACUGCAGGCUAGGAGUUACCAGAGUGUAUAUAAAAUUAUUUGAUGAAGUCAGUCUUAGUUAAUAAUGCCACUAAGCAUGUGUUUUAGCUGAUUUUAAUUGGCAGGAGAAGAUGCUGAGAUAUGUUGUAUGGGCAAGUCAGAAUUAGUUCUCAUUGUCUAAUACGGAUCUCUUAAUACAGUACAUUGUUUAAUACCGCCUUUUUGAGGAGGCUUCCUGCCCGCAUCCAGUUACCACAUUGAAUAUUGCGGUUAUAACCAGGAAUUAGAUUUAUUAUCAUGACCAAAAAAAAAAAUAUUAGUAACACAAGAAACUGGCAAAACAGAGUCGCCAAGUUUAGGUGUUUUUAAUACAAUUAAUUAAUACAAUUAAGCAAAACUAGAAUCAUGAGUGUUUCUGGAGAUUCAUUUCCAUAUGAGAUUUAUACAUAUAUAUAUAUAUAUAUGAAAUACCUGAUCCUGAGCUUUGCUCAGGAUGGGCUCCAUAGAUGGGCUUAUUGCUUCCCUUCCCUUCCCUUCCCUUCCCUUCCCUUCCCUUCCCUUCCCUUCCCUUCCCUUCCCUUCCCUUCCCUUC